This is a messenger RNA of Pseudogymnoascus destructans, 516 nucleotides long. RefSeq lists its product as uncharacterized. The transcript is spliced from 2 exons. NCBI's taxonomy places the organism in Eukaryota, Fungi, Ascomycota, Leotiomycetes, Thelebolales, Thelebolaceae. The record is from RefSeq and is a predicted model, not a curated record. Bases 1 to 516 code for a protein of 171 amino acids.
AUGGCUCCCAAGCCGAAGGGGAAGGCUCCAGUUACUACACCUCGCAAGCGACCAGCGGCCCAGAUGUCCAGCUCUCCCGAGUCGCAGGCGCCCGCCACGCCUGUUCCAUCUGUUGUCGCCUCCUCCACAUCACGUUCUCGCACUAUCCGUCCGUAUCGUUCGCCUGAAGUCGAGGACGAAGCUGAGGAUCUCGAAGGCUCCAUCGUUCCUGAGUCUGAGGCUCCAAAGGAUGAGCGCACCGUGCUUGGGUGGAAGGUCGCUGCCCGCUGUGAGGUUCCUGAUUCUGCAGGACGCCUUCGCGCUGGCUCCCGCCCGUGCUGCAUGAAGUGUGCGCACACGUAUUACAACUUCCCAGGCCAGAUGUGCUGGGUCCCUUCCGGCAUGGCCAAGUGCGCAGACUGCCUUCGGGGCAACCACGCGUGCGUUCCAGCUGCUGCCCAGCUUGGCGCCGAGUUGGAGGCCCUCCAGCUUGCGGCCGAAGGUGUAUGCGAGUGCUUUAGUAUCGCUAGCUUCUAG